AUGCGUUCUUCCAUUCUUUUCUCUACCUGGGCAGCUGGUCUAGCCCAAGCAUACACCGUCACCAACACCGAUCUAUUCAUGUUCAAGAAUAUCGACCCUAUCAUGCUACCGGGACAAUACACUAGCCACAUGCAUAGCUUCUUUGGCUCUGAUGCCGUGACUGUCAAUACGACUACAUCUGCGGAACUGCAAAAGGGUUGCUCGUCCACCGAGAACCCCAACGACUUCUCGACCUACUGGGUCCCAACCCUCUACCUUGUACAGGAUGGCAAACACACCGCCAUAACCCCAAUGCGUUUCAGCGCCUAUUACGAGAACCUGAACUCAGCCGAGAUCGCCAUCCCACAAAACUACAAGGACGUUGCCGGCAACGCCUCGGCCCAAUCACAAGAUGUUCUAGAAAGCAACGCAGGAAUGAAAUGGUUCUGUGAAGGGGAUUCGGAGGACGAAGACGUAGAUGACGCUGCAUUCCCAACAAAGACCUGCUCGACGCACCUGCAAACCCUCCUCCUUUUCCACGACUGUGCCAACCCGGACACCCUUGAGGCGGCGUACUCCGAGAAUCCUAAUUAUUUCCCGACAUAUGGAGAGAAUUAUUGUCCCAAGGGUAUGUACCGGAUUCCGCAGCUGCGGUUCUCUAUUCGCUAUGAUCUCCGCAAACUUCUUCCCGAUGGUUGGGAGGGACAGCCGCCUCUGGAGCUGGCCUGUGGAUCCUCUUACUGCUCCCAUGGUGAUUUCAUCAAUGGAUGGUUACCGGAGGCUGCUGAGAAUAUGCUCAAUGAUCCGUCCAAGUCGGAGUUCUUCGCUAUUGAUGGACCUUUGGGUGACUAUAAUGCAGGAUCCGUGUGCGGAGCGGAGAAUGCAACUGAUAGCGACCCUGCUCACGGAACGAGCGAUUAUGCACAGAGUGUGCGCAUGAUGAAGAGCUCAAUGGUGAAGAAGAGACACUUUGCUAAGCAUCGUCGUGCUUGA
Molecule: messenger RNA, 972 nt
Organism: Penicillium waksmanii
Lineage: Eukaryota; Fungi; Ascomycota; Eurotiomycetes; Eurotiales; Aspergillaceae
Product: DUF1996 domain-containing protein
Exons: 2
Coding region: 1-972 (323 amino acids)
Source: RefSeq, a predicted model, not a curated record